Molecule: messenger RNA, 3119 nt
Organism: Acipenser ruthenus (sterlet)
Lineage: Eukaryota; Metazoa; Chordata; Actinopteri; Acipenseriformes; Acipenseridae
Product: voltage-gated purine nucleotide uniporter SLC17A9-like
Exons: 14
Coding region: 210-1598 (462 amino acids)
Biological process (GO): transmembrane transport
Cellular component (GO): membrane
Molecular function (GO): transmembrane transporter activity
Source: RefSeq, a predicted model, not a curated record
ACCUGACUCUCCCUAAGGGGAAGUAACAACAUUUUGAAUUGCUAUACGCUUCAAGCGGUUUCCUGGAUACACAACUGUUGAAAAGCUUGUCGACCAACAAGGUGUCCGACUUCCAGGCAAGUACAAACACUUUGACGAAGAAGAAAUCAGCCAGGUUUUGUUGCAUUACUUACUGAUAAAACCGUGAAGGAAGAGAAGUGAACUCUUGAAUGGCCAUUUUGCAAAAACAUGUCAAAAACUCGAGUUCAGAGUUUGUUAAAUCUACCACGGAAUCUACCGUCUUCACUGAAGCUGGUCCUUUACAGAAGGAAGAGGCAGAUGACCCAUAUUGGUCCAGGUCAGAAACCCAGCUAUGGACUGUGGUGCUGCUUCUGGGGACGUGCCUGCUGUACUGUGCCAGGGUGGCCGCACCAAUCUGUGCUGUUUCCAUGGCCAGUGAAUUCCAGUGGGGCAAGAAGGAGUCUGGCAUCGUGCUGGGCAGCUUCUUCUGGGGCUACUGCUUCACACAGGUCCUCGGAGGAUAUGUCAGCGACAGGGUGGGUGGAGAGAAGGUCAUUGUGAUGGCCGCAGUGGGGUGGGGGUCUUUGCUGGCCUUAACCCCCAUGAUCGCUCACUUCAGCUCUGUGCCCCUGGUGUCCGUGACGCUUUCCAGGUUCCUCAUGGGGCUGCUGCAAGGCGUUCAUUUCCCUUCCCUGGCCAGUCUUUUCUCUCAGAAGGUGCGACAGCAUGAGAGAGCCUUCAUAUCGAGCACAGUGGGAACCGGCUCCCAGAUUGGGACUCUGCUAAUUGGGGGCGCUGGCUCCGUGCUAAUGGACUGGUACAGCUGGGAGUUUGUCUUCUAUGUCGCAGGGCUGUUAGCAGUAAGCUGGGCCUACUGCAUUUGGAAACAUCUCCUAAAAGGUCCUAUCAUCUCAUUGGAAACAGUGGGGGUCAGCCUGGUGAAAUCCAAGAACGCCAGAAUUCCCUGGAAAAGACUGUUUAGUAAACCUCCAGUGUGGGCUGUGAUUUUUGCUCAUCUGUGUACCUCAAGCACAUUUUAUACACUUUUAUCGUGGUUACCGACUUUCUUCAAGGACAGCUUUCCUGAGGCCAAGGGGUGGGUGUUUAACGUGGUUCCAUGGCUGGUUGCAAUUCCAUCUUCUGUUCUAGGGGGCUACUUGUCGGAUCACCUUAUUAGUCUAGGAUUUGAAACUGCUGUAGUAAGGAAGCUCAUGCAAUUCUUUGCUAUGGGAGCGUCCAGUGUGUUCACCCUGCUGUUAUGUGGCACCAGAACCUUUCCCUUGGCAAUAGCUUUCGUAUCGGCUGCCAUGGGCUUCCAGACGUUUACCCACAGUGGAGUUUCUGUCAAUGUUCAGGAUUUGGCGCCCUCUUGUGCUGGAUCCUUGUAUGGUGUAAUGAAUACAGGGGGUGCAUUAUCAGGAGUGUUCUUUGUGUAUUUCUCUGGAUAUGUUAUCGACACUACGGGGUCGUGGGCCUCAGUGUUUGCCCUCAUGUCUCUGGUCAACGUGGUCGGCCUGGUUAUCUUCCUGGUGUUUGCUGAGGCCGAGAGAGUGGACAUUGACGUCAGCAAACCCAAAUAUGAGAGCAUACAAAUCUGAAGAAGGGGCACAGAGUUAACCUGUCCAAGGGACAAGGCGGGGUGCUGUGUCAGCGUUCACAGACAGGGCUAUUCCAAGAUGAUCUGUAUAGGAGAAUGGAUAACCAGCCACCCUUUGAGCUCUACAGCCUACAGAUCAGAGCUAACUCGUGCAGUGCAGUAUGAGCUUAUGCAGGACAGCAUCCCAAGGUUUCCUGGGAGAUUAGAGCCAGCUGGUUUGGCAAGGUGAGUGUGAUGCUCUCGUGAUCCAGUAAUCAUAGGCACUGGCUUUGAUGACAUGAUGUUUACAGAUUCGGAGGCUUUACCUAGCGGGCGUGGCAAGCAGUGGAGGAGUAGCUCAUCUCAGCCAGAGACUCGCGGAUCUGGCAAAAGAACCCUCAUUUUCCAGGUCAUAAUAGCAAUAAUACUAGCCAUACAGCUGCAUGAUAACUGACCUUGUCUUUUGUCGAGUACCGACUCUGACAAUUGUGGUCGAGCCGUUUGUCUGCGGUGGUAGAUUUCUGUAUAUUAAAAGCCAAAGAUAUAUAUUUUUUAAAUAUUUAUUUUGAUUGUCUUGUUUCAUAGGACCGGUUAGCACUAAUCUUGGCCUGCCUUACCUCACUUUAGGCAAAGUCUUCCAAGUUUAUUGCAGAUUGGGGACGAGUAUCUUCACUGCAAUGUCCUCCGAUUUGAAUUUAUUCCCUUCUUUAAAAAAAUAAAUAAAAGUUGUAGAAAAAAAAACUAAUCUUUUAGGGUUCAGGUUUUAGAUAAUUGUUUUUAUAUCAUAUUAUAAUAGAAAAGGUUUUGAAAUGCAAACAUUUUGUAUUAUUUAUUCCAAAUUGAAAUCAGGUGUGCCUGGAGGCUUUACAGGUUUUGUAACAAUAAAAGUUAGAUUUUUAUUUCUCAAAAACAGCAAAUUGCACUUUGUAGAAAUAAGAAACCUAGGUAAUAGUUCUGGUUGGUACUGGUCAUAAUCAAAUAGUGUCCUGUUCCUGAUCCAGCAGCAAGACUGUUUGCUGCUUCCUAGUCUAGAAAUUGUAAUUAUUAUUAUUAUUAUUAUUAUUAUUAUUGUUUACACAUUCUACUAAGUGUUGUAUUGAUGUUUAUGUAUUAAAUUUAUGUAAGUAUUAUUAUUGAAAUUUCUGCUAGAAAAACAUUUUGAUAAAAUAGUGGGAGGAAGGUCAAUGGACCCCCAGUAGAAUACUCAUUUGUUACAGCAUGUUGCUUUUAGAACAUUCCACUGCAAUUCUUAAUGAAAUUCAAGAAGUUAAUAUGAUUUUGUAGGUGCUAAUUUGUUACACACUUUGUUCAUGAAGAAUGUACAGUUCUCACAUGUUAUUGUGGAAUAUUACAUGUUUUAUCCACUAAAAUCAACCAUGUUUCCUGUGUAAAGCCAGUAGUUUCAUACAGUUUACAAAACAUUAUUUAGAAAGUAAUAUAUACCAUAAGAUCUAUGCAAAGAGGCAUAUCCUUUUUAUAUUGCUAUCAGUACUGUGGGCAUUUGAAUUACCUGGUGAUAAUAAAAUAUACCGUGUUCAUUUGA